Molecule: messenger RNA, 1082 nt
Organism: Sorghum bicolor (sorghum)
Lineage: Eukaryota; Viridiplantae; Streptophyta; Magnoliopsida; Poales; Poaceae
Exons: 1
Coding region: 359-871 (170 amino acids)
Source: RefSeq, a predicted model, not a curated record
UAAACAAGGCCUUAGUUGGGGGUGCGGGGCUGGGGGGUGUUUGCAAAACUUUUAUGCCGCCAAUUUUUUGCCAAAAAGUAUAUAAAUAAAAACUAACUCACCCUUGGGCCCUCUUGUCAGAAGUAGACAAACAGGCGGGGGAGGCGGGGGCGUGGCGCGCCCUGAAUCGGAAUCGGAACGGCGCGCGUUCCCCUUCUCCUUCUCGGCUUCGUCUGCCAACGGCCCGCCGGGGCGCCACUCCCUCUCCCUACUUUAGGGUUUCUUCUUCCGUUGGUGGGAUCGAUCGCCGCCAUCCAGCUCUCUUCUGUUUCGAGAGGUACCAGAGGGAGGAGAUCCAUCACCGCUCACGCCUGCUGCGAUGGGCGCCAGGAAGCUGCAGGGGAGAUCGUCGGAGGGGCAGGGGAUGAUGCUGAAGACGACGAAGACGAAGAAGAACCUGGCGUGCGCGUCGGAGGGCUACGGGAUCCUGAAGGCGAAGAAGGAGGCGUUGGCGGCUGUUCGUCUCCUGCGAUUCAAGCGUGUCCCGGGAGGCAUGGAUAUCUGGAUGGACCACUGGCGGGAGACGAAGGCCAAGGCGGCGGCGGAGGAGGAGGAGGCUGCAAGGCCCGUGAAGGAGAGGAAGAGGGUGGUGAAGCAGAGGUUGCCCAAGGCGCUCAUCCAUCUCAUGGUGGCUAGGCCUUUCAGGACCAUCGAAGACCUCACUCCCCUUCAGCUGUCAAAGCGUUCCCACGAGUUCCGCCAGUUGUAUGCCCUCACCACUUUUGUGGAUGCCAAGGUCCGUGGCUACGAGCAGGCCCUCAUCCACCAGUACAACGCCCAGGGCUAUGCGGAGGACGAAAUUGAGGUGGAUGCCUCGGUGGUGGAGAACUAGACAAGCAAUCAAGCAAGCAAAAAUCUGUGUCUGCGUCUCUCUCUGUGUGCGUGUGUGUGAGAGCUGAGUGUAGAUCCGACUGUGAUGUAGAUGUAGCCAUCAUCCUGGUUCUGUUGACAUAUACCUUAAUUUGCUGGUGGUUUGUUUUGUGCUGAUUGCUAUUGCUACACACUUGCUAGUUAUUCAAUUAUUAUUGUCUUAUGUACUGCCA